CCAUUAUCUCUUUAUAGUAAAAAUCCCUCAGCCGCCGACUUUUCUCUUCUCAGUUUACCACCGGUUGAAGAGAGCUGCCGCCACAGAAAUUCAGAGCCGUUUCUCUCUUCUCUCUCCCAAUGGAACAAUUAUUUGACACCGCAGAGAAAAAGGUCCUUAUUGAAAUGGUGAAGUUGGCCCAAAAACAAGGACUGAAGGGUACUAAAGGAGAUUGGAAGGAAUUCUUAAGAGUUCAUGAUAGGAAGCUUGGGAGUAGCUUGAGUGAUCCUACCAGGAGGUCCAAUGAUGUUUUGGCUGCUUUUCUUAAGACUUUUGUUGAAGAAAAUCAUCUCAAGUUUUUUGCUAAAGUAAUGCAAUGCCAUUUAAAGCGUGACGUAGUGGGGCAAUUUACAAACAUAUCUCCAGAUAAUGAAAUACCUGAGCAGAGACUGGUUCGUUUAACUCUUGAACACCCUCAGUACCUGCUGGAUUAUUCGUUCCCAUCAAAUGAUGAGGGAUGGGUGAUUACAAAGCUUCGUAAAAAAUCCAAGGUUAUGAGAUCAAAUGCAAUGGUUGCUGUUGACUGUGAGAUGGCUCUCUGUGAAGAUGGCACUGAAGCUUUAGUGAAAGUUUGUGCUGUGGAUCGCAAUUUGCAGGUGAAACUUGAUGAACUUGUAAACCCAAGUAAAGUCAUUGCAGAUUAUAGAACUGAUAUAACUGGGGUUAGUGCAAGAGAUUUGGAAGGAGUUACUUGUUCAUUGGCAGAUGUACAGAAAUCCCUGAAGAAGCUGUUAUCAAAGGGAGCAAUUUUAGUAGGCCACAGUUUAAACAAUGACCUGAAAGCACUAAAGUUAGAUCAUGCAAGAGUAAUUGAUACCUCACUUAUCUUUAUGUGUUUGGAUGGACCUAUCAAUAGAAGACCAUCUCUGAAUAAUUUGUGCAAGUCUGUAUUGGGCUAUGAAAUUCGAAAGAAGGGUGCUCCACACAAUUGUUUAGAUGAUGCAUCUGCUGCAAUGAAACUUGUUCUUGCUAAGAUAGAGAGUGGUGUUGAUAAUGCUAUUCCCUUGGUUCAAGAGGAUGUACCUAAUUCUGAAAUGGCUAAGCUAUUUCUCCACAGAAUACCAAAAAAUGUGCCUGCUGAAGAAUUACAUAAAGUCAUUCCUGGGGACUUUACAAUUGAGCUCAAGCCAUCUAAAAAGAUGCAAGAAGAUAAAUCUUCUUUGUUUCUCAUCUUUAAGAACUCACAAGAGGCACAUCAAGCAUAUGAAAAAGUCAAAGGCAGCCAAGAAAAGGAUUCGUGGGGACGGCCACAGAAACUUGUCAAACAUGAGCUCACAACAGGUAUAUUAGUUAGUUUUUAUGUCCGAAAAAUGGCAAAUGAUGAUUCCCAUGGCCAAAUAUCAUCCAAGAGAGCUUUCCAAGAUGAGGAAAUCUCAGGUGCAUCCAAGAAACUGAAGACCAAUCAAAAGAUUGAAGAGGACUCUUCAAAUCAGUGUUGUGAUCACUCGGAAGAGAGAGAAGGAUUGAAGCAAGAGCUGAGCAAAGGGGAGGUGGCAUAUUCAGAUCACUGUUGUGAUCAUCUGAAAGAGAUUGAAAGGUUGAAGCAAGAAUUGAGCAAAAAGGAUUUUCAAAUCAUUACUCAGGACAAAAUGAUAGGUGAUCUUAAAAAGAAACUGAACUCUAAACAUGUUAAACGUCACUAAAAAAAAUUGUUGGGUACGAUUUGUUAGUUGAGGCGUGCAGUGAAGACAUCAACAGGCCACUUAUUUCUGCAGACGUCUGUGGAAUUUGAUUUAUAUUGAGGAAUGAGCAAAGCAAAUAGAUAUUUAUGAGGUGUUUAUAUCUCCCAAAUAUAUUUGAUUUAAGUUUGUUUUGUUUUA
Molecule: messenger RNA, 1859 nt
Organism: Quercus lobata
Lineage: Eukaryota; Viridiplantae; Streptophyta; Magnoliopsida; Fagales; Fagaceae
Product: small RNA degrading nuclease 3-like
Exons: 12
Coding region: 120-1682 (520 amino acids)
Cellular component (GO): nucleus
Molecular function (GO): nucleic acid binding; exonuclease activity
Source: RefSeq, a predicted model, not a curated record